This is a messenger RNA of Drosophila eugracilis, 663 nucleotides long. It is a transcript of the gene Ggamma30A, whose product is annotated as guanine nucleotide-binding protein subunit gamma-e. Bases 221 to 439 code for a protein of 72 amino acids. Gene Ontology annotation, biological process: phospholipase C-activating G protein-coupled receptor signaling pathway; sensory perception of taste. Gene Ontology annotation, cellular component: heterotrimeric G-protein complex. Gene Ontology annotation, molecular function: G-protein beta-subunit binding. The transcript is spliced from 3 exons. NCBI's taxonomy places the organism in Eukaryota, Metazoa, Arthropoda, Insecta, Diptera, Drosophilidae. The record is from RefSeq and is a predicted model, not a curated record.
CUACAAGUUCGCUUUUUUUUGGCGCGCUACGAAAUAAACACACCAAUAUCUUACACCAAUACACAACACACGAUACACAAUCAGGCUCGGUUGCUGUGUGUGUGUGUUUGUGCUUGUAUUUGUCUGCGUGUGAGUGCCUUCUAAAGACGCCCAUCCUGCGAAGCGACAAAAUUCAUCAACUCUUGUGUCUGGGGUGGUAUGUGGAUAAAUUUUAGCCGCCAUGGAUCCCAGUGCUCUACAAAACAUGGAUCGGGACGCAUUAAAGAAGCAAAUCGAGAAUAUGAAAUAUCAGGCCUCAAUGGAGCGCUGGCCGUUAUCUAAAUCCAUAGCAGAAAUGCGUUCGUUCAUCGAGGAGAACGAGAAGAACGAUCCGUUGAUCAAUGCGCCGGAUAAGAAGAACAAUCCGUGGGCCGAAAAGGGCAAAUGCGUUAUCAUGUAAUAUUAUCGUAAACCACAAAAAUACCGCCAUAACUAUGAUAACCAGCCAAACAACAAUAAUGCAACCCAUUCCACGAAUCAUACCACAACAACAACAACAACAACAACACCAACAGCAACCAAUCAAUAUAGCUUUGAGGCCCAUCCUCCACAUCAUCAACAAUUAGAGACCCAAAACCAAUGUAGCAGCCAAGUUUCGGGGCAGGGUGAAUCCCUAGAUGUGGU